Zygosaccharomyces rouxii is the source of this 657-nucleotide messenger RNA. RefSeq names its product Psy3p (gene PSY3). Gene Ontology annotation, biological process: recombinational repair. NCBI's taxonomy places the organism in Eukaryota, Fungi, Ascomycota, Saccharomycetes, Saccharomycetales, Saccharomycetaceae. The coding region runs from base 1 to 657 and encodes 218 amino acids. The transcript has 2 exons. The record is from RefSeq and is a predicted model, not a curated record. Gene Ontology annotation, cellular component: nucleus; Shu complex.
AUGGACGUUUUGGCUCAUUGUAGGGUUUAUCCAAUAUCAAAUUUUUACCAUGCGGUACCGCAGUCAUUAACGCUACCAAGCUGCAUAGGCUCUCACUGCGUAUCCUUUGUACAUCUAAUUGAGCACAAUUUUAAAUUUACACCUUUCAAAAGGCAGAUCUGGAACCAAUGCAUUGAAUGCAGUGUCAACGAUGGCUCGAGCAUUCUUGUCAUCGAUAUCAUUUCAGAAUGGAAAAAAAUCAUCCAGGAAAACUCCCAAGGGGUUCACUACAUGAAUUCGACGUCAAUUUGUAACAUGGAAGGUCUACAAAACUUUUUAAUGCAGUUGCAGGCGUCUCCCCUAGAGGCGCUGCAGAGAUGUCUCAUUAAGGAUCGUCUGGAUAAGCAGAUCUCGGGGAUUAUCAUCGAUAACCUAUCAUAUUUGGCGCACGAUUUGUCAUCCUACAGUGCAUUGAUUAAGAUUCUGAAGCAAUUACGCCGAACAUUUGGAUGCUGGAUACUUACCAUUGGUUACGGCCUUGAGUACUACGACGGUGUAGAAAAUUCGACAUCGACACCAAAUCGGACAGGUGCAUUGACGAAAUUGCCAGCCAGCUACAUCAACGAAAUGGACGUAAUAAUUCUGAGAGAAACGGCGGAUCGCGGCAGAACUGUUUAA